Tarenaya hassleriana is the source of this 1391-nucleotide messenger RNA. RefSeq lists its product as uncharacterized. The transcript has 4 exons. Lineage: Eukaryota; Viridiplantae; Streptophyta; Magnoliopsida; Brassicales; Cleomaceae. The record is from RefSeq and is a predicted model, not a curated record. Bases 132 to 1247 code for a protein of 371 amino acids.
AGAGUGUGAAGAUGUGGGCGUAGGGAGGGAAAGCCGAGGAUGAUGACAGUUAGGGCCGUUGAGGGCAAACCCUAUCUCAAUCUCACUUGUCACUCCAUCAGCCUCAAAUUCAGGGAUCAGACAGAGCUCCGAUGAUGUUGGCCACCGGAAGCUGUCUCUCAUGGCGGAACUUCAACCUCGGACCUCCAUGUCUUCCACUCGCCUCUGUCAAAGCCGUCGUCUCUUCCGGCGUAUGGUUUAAUCGCAGUAAUACUAUCUCCCCCCUCUCCUGUUCAGCUCGUACCUCCGUUCCUGACACUGCUCAGAUCCAGAGCUCCACUGCCCUAAAUCCCUGGUCAGAGUUUGCUGGAAACGUGUCCGGAGAAUGGGAUGGUUUCGGGGCAGAAUUUUCAAGCGAAGGACAGCCAAUAGAGCUGCCUGAAUCAGUGGUUCCAGAGGCCUACAGAGAAUGGGAAGUAAAGGUGUUCGAUUGGCAGACACAAUGUCCAACUCUUGCUCAACCGCUCGAGCCGCCCACCAUGGUUUACAAGUCCAUCAAGCUCCUCCCCACCGUCGGAUGUGAAGCUGAUGCCGCCACCCGUCACAGUAUCGACGAGAGGACCAUCGGAGGAGGAGGUGCUGAUUCUGACAACUGUUUCUCGGCGUCCGCAUUUGGGUAUUCAGACACUGGCUCAUAUGUGGCAGUGUGGCCACUUGAGAAUGAUAAUGAUAAUAACAACAAUCUGUUGGAAGUGGAGCAUUGUCUGAUCAACCCAAAUGACAAAGAGUCUCGGGUGAGGAUUUAUCAGGUCGUCCGAUUAGUAGAAACCAGAAUGGUGCUGCAGGGCAUCAAGGUGUUCCGCGAGCAGUGGGAUGGACCGUUCAGAAACGGCGAUCAGCUCGGUGGGUGUGCCAUUAGAGAUACCGGGUUUGCUUCCACACCAACCACACCAGCCUCGGAAGUGGUCGGUGCUUGGACAGGUCUUCACUCUGCUGCUGCCAUUGAUGCCUUUGAUUCAAGCUGCAGCAUUCAACAAGUCCGAGACAAAAAGGGGAUGGAGUCCGUGAGAGAUGAAAGAGACAUUGUGUUGCUUCCAAAGGGCCUAUGGUGUUCGCUCAAAGAAAACAGCGCCAGCGAGACCGUGAGUGCUGUCGGAUGGCUGUACGAGCAAGGCCGUGCCGUUACGUCCAGAUGCGUCUUCUCCUGUGAUUCUAAGCUUAAGGAGAUAUCAAUAGGAAAAGAGACUGCCGAAUCAAAUGCACGAUGAUCAUGUUUACAUCGAAGGAAUUGGGCCGCAGCCGCUGUCAGCUCUGCAUAUAUUCACUUGAUUCCAUGUAUUCAUAUCCAUAUAGAACACACAAAAAAACUCUCUAUACAGUUGAAGAUACAGUACCCAAUUUACAGUUUUACA